AUGACUACAACGCAAUCAUUUAUUGCGGAACAUUCUUUGUUCGAACAGAAGCCUCCGUUAGUCGAAAAAAUAUUAUGCUAUGCUGUAAUUGCUAUCAAGAGUAUCGCUGCCAAAGACAAGCUUGCCAAUUAUCUGAUGAACAAUGGUUUUGAUGAUAUGUUGUUCGUUGAAGAUCUUCGUGACCAUCCUAUUGUGAAGUCAGCAUUUCCCGAAAUCACUUCUGAGCAACUGCAACUGCAUGAGCAGCAAUCCACGUCGCAAGAUCCCGCAGCGUUCAAUUCUUCUGAUGAUGUUCUUGAAAGACCGUAUAUCAAAGAAGAGCAUGAGGACUGUGAGGAGAUAUCUGCAGUUCAGCUCAUUGGUGACUUGUUCGCAAAUUCAACGACGCCAUCGACAAGUUACUCAGACAAUGCACCAGGUGCGACAGAAGCGGGAAGCGAUGAAGUAGCUGAUCAGAGAAUGGACGUGGUUGAGUCGCUGCUCAACGCUAAGUGUGACUGCGCUCGAGAUCAUUCCGAUGCAGCAAGACCGGAGCUAGAAGAAGUAUCUGGCCCUAAGAACAAUACGAGAAGACGUUGUACCGGAUGUUACUCUACAACAUCAAAAGAGCAGGGACGCGUAGUA
Molecule: messenger RNA, 624 nt
Organism: Cooperia oncophora
Lineage: Eukaryota; Metazoa; Nematoda; Chromadorea; Rhabditida; Trichostrongylidae
Source: the annotation of a GenBank genome assembly